AUGACUGACUUGAACCAUCUCUCUAACCAACCGUUCCUGACCCGGGAUAAUUGGCUAGCACCAGCCAGUCCCGCCUGCUACUCUGAUAUGGGACCGGAAAUGGCACCUUGGACCACCAUCGACCAUCGGCCAGCCUUCGAGGCAGCGGCUGACCCAAACCCAACAAUUCACCGAAGAGCACAUACGUUCCCGACGUUUGGAAACGACGAAUACUCCUGGACGCAGCAACCGGAUCCCCCCGUCUCCGCCGGCGCCUUCUCUGAAAUUCCAUCAAUCGAGGUGACUUCGCCAGAAUCCUCACGCCCGCAGAGUCCUCUGGUUCCACCCGAACAGUCCGGAAGCCCUCUAGGGUUUUCAAUUCCCUACAGAUCUUCCUUGUUCGAUGUGAACGAUGAACCGAUCGGUGGGCAACCUCCGGAACAUGUAGAAUCUCCACCAUUUUUGGCAAUGCAUCGUAAUCUGGAAGAGCAGAUCGACUAUUAUGGAGACUAUCUAUCGCCUAUCGACCAACCUCCACCAAUUUCCCGUCGCUCGUCAGUUGCUUCAUCAUUGAACGAUGCAUCGACACCGGAAACUCUUGCUAGGUCGCAUACAAGACUCCAUAGAAGUCAGACGCUUCCAACAACACUAAAUUUCAAAAAGCCACCUAACCAGGAUCAGCUGAACAUGACCCUUCGCUCGCCACGAACACGAAAUUAUUUGCAGGUGUAUUUUCAAAAGGUCCAUCCGGAAUUCCCAGUCCUAGAUCCCAGAGCAUUUGCGUCUCGGCAACCGUCAGGCAACACUAUUCUCACUUACCAAACUCUGCUCGCAGCGGCAAUUGGUGCAUUACAACAUCAUCAAUCCCGUGCCCUUUCUUCACCUUAUAUGCGACUCGCAAUGUCUUUACAUUCUGAGAUUGAUAUGUGGGGUUCAUUAUCUGGGGUUCACUGUGCUAUCCUGCUGGCUAUCUAUUGCUUUUAUGAAGAAUCUAUGUCUUUUAACGAUGAAGUUGACCAACAUCGAACCAAAAUUGUCGAUUCCUUACAUCCUGCCGUCAAUCUCUGGUUACACAUCUGUCAAACUGCACACACUUGCCUCGACCUUGGCUUGAAUUUGGGAUUCUUGUCCUCGGCUGGAUCAAUAUCGAUGGUUUCUGCUGAUAAGCGAAACCUGGUGGAGGUUCAGAUGCAGGCGAUGUUCAGAAAUACGUUUAGAGUGGUAUAUAUCCUUGAUAGACGGAUAUCAAGACUCAAGCGUCGGCCUACCGCAAUUCAUGAAGCCGAUCUGGACGCAGACCUAGUUCUCGAGAUGAUGAUCGAUGCUUCGGAACCUUUAACUGUUGCUGCUGCAUGA
Molecule: messenger RNA, 1335 nt
Organism: Rhinocladiella mackenziei CBS 650.93
Lineage: Eukaryota; Fungi; Ascomycota; Eurotiomycetes; Chaetothyriales; Herpotrichiellaceae
Exons: 1
Coding region: 1-1335 (444 amino acids)
Source: RefSeq, a predicted model, not a curated record